Molecule: messenger RNA, 1913 nt
Organism: Erigeron canadensis
Lineage: Eukaryota; Viridiplantae; Streptophyta; Magnoliopsida; Asterales; Asteraceae
Product: 11S globulin seed storage protein G3-like
Exons: 3
Coding region: 195-1796 (533 amino acids)
Molecular function (GO): nutrient reservoir activity
Source: RefSeq, a predicted model, not a curated record
UUUUGCUCUUCACGAUAAGCGCCAACAAGGAUACACAAAACACACUUGUACACAUAAACACUGACACUCCUCCAAGUGUUAACAUUUUUCUUGGCAUAACAUCAUACAUGUCACUUCCUCCUUCACUUUCUUCCUCUAUAAAACCCUCCUGUGCAAUCUCUAUUCGCCACACACCACCAUAAAAACAAUCAACAAUGGCUUACAAAGCUUCUUUGUUCUUAGCUUUCUUUCUUCUUGUUUCCACUUCCCUUGCUCGCCAGCAACAACACCAACAGCAGCAACAACAGCAGGAACAACUAAGAAAUGUUUGUCAGCUUCGAAACAUCGAUGCUCUCGAACCAAACUCUGUUGUCCAAGCUGAAGCUGGUCUGACUGAGUUCUGGGACGCUAACAACCAACAGUUCCAGUGUGCUGGUGUUGACUUUAUUCGUCACAGGAUCCAACCUGGUGGCCUUCUUUUGCCUUCCUAUGUCAACACCCCCAUCUUGGCCUUCAUCGAAAAAGGUAAGGCUGUGCAAGGAGUUAUAUUGCCAGGAUGUCCAGAAACCUUUGAAAUUUCACAGCAGCAACAGUUUUCUAGCCAGGGCCAGCGACAGGGCCAGCAACAGGGCCAGAGAUUUGAUCAACAAGAUCGUCAUCAAAAAGUAGAGAACUUGUACCCUGGUGAUGUCGUUGCUGUUCCCACUGGUGCUGCCCACUGGCUUUACAACGAUGGUGAUAACGAACUUGUUGUUGUCGUUUUCUUUGAUGCUCAGAACAGUGAUAACCAGCUUGAUCCAAACCACAGGAGAUUCUUCUUGGCUGGUAACCCACAAGAUCAAAGCCAACAAUCCCAGGGACGACAACACACACGAGAACAACAACAACAACAACAACAACGUCCGGAUCAACGCCCUAGCCGCCAACACCAAUCUCAACAACAAAACGCCGGCAACAUCUUCAGAGGAUUCGACACCGAAUUUAUCGCAGAAGCAUUCAAUGUCGACCAAGAAACCGCCCAAAAACUUCAAGGAGAAAGAGACCAAAGGGGCCACAUUGUUAACGUCCAACAAGGCCAACUUCAAAUCAUCCGUCCACAACAGCAGCAACAACAACCAUGGGGCCAACAGCAACAACAACCAUGGGGGCAACAACCACAAUACCCAUGGGGGCAACAAAGGGGGCAAGGACAACAACCACAAUACCCAUGGGGGCGACAACAAGGUGGAUCCGGAUCCGGUAGAAACGGGUUGGAAGAAACCAUCUGUAGUUUGAAGGUUAAGGAAAACAUUGACAACCCAACACACGCCGAUUUCGUGAACCCACAAGCCGGUCGAAUCUCGAACCUCAACAACUUCAAAUUCCCAAUCCUUCAACUACUCCAACUCAGCGUUGAACGAGGCGAACUUUACCCAAAUGCAAUCCAGGCUCCACACUACACAUUCAACGCCCACAACCUUGUCUACGUAACGGACGGAACCUUGAGGGUACAGAUUGUGAACCACGAAGGAAACUCGGUUUUUGAUGACGAACUUAACCAAGGACAAGUUGUGGUCAUUCCUCAGAACUUUGCUGUGAUCAAGAAAGCUGGUCAACAAGGAGCCAGAUGGGUUUCUUUCAGGACAAAUGAGAAUGCGAUGAUAUCGAACCUUGCUGGUCGUGUGUCUGCCAUCAGGGGCAUGCCCGUCGGUGUGGUCGCGAAUUCGUAUCAGAUUUCGGUACAAGAGGCUCAACGUUUGAAGUAUAACCAACCAGAGACUGUUUUGCUUACCCCAGGACGUUAUUCCAGGGAACAGAUCCAGAAGGCUGCGGCUUAAGUGUAGUAUGAUACAUCGAGAGCUUAAUUAUGUAUGAUGAUGAGAGACUUCUUGUAAAAUAAUGUAAGAGCGUAAUAAGAGCUUAAUGUAAUGUAAGAGUAAUAAUAAAAGCUUAAA